This is a messenger RNA of Solanum lycopersicum (tomato), 408 nucleotides long. Lineage: Eukaryota; Viridiplantae; Streptophyta; Magnoliopsida; Solanales; Solanaceae. The record is from RefSeq and is a predicted model, not a curated record.
AUGACAUGUAUUGUUCGUUUUGGUCCAACAAACCUCAAGGAUUUGCUCCUUGCAUUGAGAGGAAGAGUUUAUCUGCCACAAGAUGAACUAGCACAGUUUGGAAUACGCGACGAGGACGUGUUCGCGAGGAAAGUGACAGAUCAAUGGAGAGAGUUCAUGAAGGAGCAGAUAAGAAGGGCAAGAUUUUACUUCAAUCUUGCUGAGGAGGGUGCUUCACAUCUUAACAAAGCUAGUCGUUGGCCAGUAUGGUCAUCCUUAAUUUUGUACAUGAAGAUAUUGGAUGCAAUAGAGGAGAAUGAUUAUGAUAACUUGACAAAGAGAGCUUAUGUUGGAAGAGCAAAAAAGUUGGUCACUUUACCUGUUUCAUAUGCUAGAGCUUUAUCUUUGCCUAGUUUAGCCAUUCAAUAG